AUGAAUUCUUGGGCAGCUGGAAUAAGUAGCACUCAACUAAGUGAAUCAUUCAAUGCAUUUUUGAAGGAUUAUCUCAAUUGUGAUCAUAACUUGAUGGAAUUUUUCAUGCAUUUUGAGAGGGUGCUCUAUGACAAGAGGUAUAAAGAAUUGGAAGCCGAGUAUAAUUUGCGUCAAAAAUUGCCAAGGGUUUCCAUUCCAACUGUGAUGUUAAAACAAAUGGCAGAUAUUUACACCAAAAUAAUUUUUGAGAAAUUCCAAAAUGAGUACGUGCAGUCCAUUGAAGCGUCCAUUGUAGGCACUAUUCAUGAUGGUGAGAGUACCAUAUUCACAAUUCAAACAGAUGUAGAUGGAAAAAAAGAUAAGAAUGUAACAAUGGAUAGAGAUGGUUUUUUGAGUUGUAAUUGCAAGAAGUUUGAAGUGACGGGUAUAGUGUGUCGACAUUGUUUAAAGGUGUUUAGAGAGAUAAUCAAUGCAAAGGACCUUCCUGCACAAUACAUACGCAAACGAUGGACUAAAAAAGCAAGGGCUGAAAGUGUGAAAGAUAGGCGUGGGUAUGAUGUCAAAGUUGAUGUGAAACUACAUCAAAGCGACCGAUAUAGGUCAUUGAUGAAUAUAUUUAGAGCAAUAGCAAAUAGAGCCGUCGAAAGUGAAGAAACUUAUCAUUUGUCACUUGCAAAAGGUGAAGAACUGAGUGUCAUGGUUGAAGACAAAUUAAGUGUGCACACUUGUGGUCAAGUGGAGAUCACUGAAUUCAGAAAUUCCUCAGCUAACACAUGCCUACAGAGUGAUGAAGGUGAUGGUUUUUGUACUCCUGAAGGUCAAUCUGAGCCUCCUGUCGCCAUGGGUAAUAUUUCUAGUCAGGGUGGUUCUUUUUCUACUUCUCAAGGUGAAUCUCAACCUUCUUCCGCCAUGGGUAAUCAUUCAAUACAGGGUGUUUACAUUUCACAAGGUCAAUCUCGACCUCCUUUUGCCAUGGGUAGUAAUUAUGUUAAGGGUCAUGGUCGUGCAAUCUAUAUUUCUCAAUCUCAAUCUCAAUCCCAAUCUCGACCUGAAUCCCAAUCUCAACCCCAAUCUCGACCUGAAUCCCAAUCUCAACCUUCUUUUGCAUGGGUCAUAGGUCAUGGUCGUGCAAUCUAUAUUUCUCAAUCUCAAUUCGAAUCUCGACCUGAAUCUCAAUCUCAACCUUCAUUUGCCAUGGAUCGUACAAGUAUUCAUCAUGUCAUGUAUCCUACAUAUGAUGGAAAUAACACGCCUCAGUCAAUGCCACCUCAUUCAAUGCCUUUAGUGUAUCCCAUUCCGGCAUCGUUUCAGGAGUUGCUUUGA
Messenger RNA from Camellia sinensis, 1323 nucleotides. The record is from RefSeq and is a predicted model, not a curated record. NCBI's taxonomy places the organism in Eukaryota, Viridiplantae, Streptophyta, Magnoliopsida, Ericales, Theaceae.